UGGUGAUGACGUCACGGGCAGCAGUUUCCUCUUCCGAUCUUGCAGGCUGCUGGCCGAGAAUCGUUUUUAUCUCGUCUCCGGGACUUUCCUUCUAGCAGCGGUCACCAUGGCGAUGCAAGCGGCGAAACGUGCUAACAUUCGCUUACCCCCGGAGGUGAACCGCAUCUUGUACAUCAGGAACUUGCCUUAUAAAAUCACUGGGGAGGAAAUGUACGACAUCUUUGGGAAAUACGGCCCCAUCCGGCAGAUCAGGGUCGGGAACACCCCGGAGUCCAGGGGUACAGCAUACGUCGUAUAUGAAGACAUCUUUGAUGCCAAGAAUGCAUGCGAUCAUCUCUCCGGCUUCAACGUGUGUAACCGAUACCUGGUGGUUCUGUACUACAAUGCAAACAGGGCAUUCCAGAAGAUGGACACCAAGAAGAAAGAGGAACAGCUCAAGCUUCUGAAAGAGAAAUAUGGAAUCAACACCGAUCCCCCAAAAUGAAACCGGAUGUAUAUUUUUAUUCUUUUUGCUUUUUUUUUUAUAUUUAGAAUUUUGUAUGGUUCCUGAGUUUUGAUGUAAGGGACGGACACACGGACUUGUAUUGUAAGGACUGAAUAUCUGUUAUGUUUUGUCACAAAGCUAGAGGACAUGAGGAGCCUGCCAUUCAUGGAAGCCUUUGUUUUGGGGUAGAGCCACCCCAUUCUGGAUUCGAGAAUGAUUGCACCAGUCCUGUAUGUGUUUCAUGCUGAUCAAACGUGGAUGGAGAAACCAAUAAACACAAAUCUACACCCAAA
Bufo gargarizans (Asiatic toad) is the source of this 777-nucleotide messenger RNA. It is a transcript of the gene SF3B6, whose product is annotated as splicing factor 3b subunit 6. The transcript is spliced from 4 exons. Gene Ontology annotation, molecular function: mRNA binding. Lineage: Eukaryota; Metazoa; Chordata; Amphibia; Anura; Bufonidae. Bases 107 to 484 code for a protein of 125 amino acids. The record is from RefSeq and is a predicted model, not a curated record. Gene Ontology annotation, cellular component: nucleus; ribonucleoprotein complex; cytoplasm.